Messenger RNA from Laetiporus sulphureus 93-53, 1760 nucleotides. RefSeq lists its product as uncharacterized. The coding region runs from base 102 to 1679 and encodes 525 amino acids. The transcript has 3 exons. Lineage: Eukaryota; Fungi; Basidiomycota; Agaricomycetes; Polyporales; Laetiporaceae. Gene Ontology annotation, cellular component: catalytic step 2 spliceosome. The record is from RefSeq and is a predicted model, not a curated record.
CCUCCUCCAUCUCGUCGUGCUCGUCGGCUGAUCAUAGUCGGGCAAGACCAGUGUCACCCAACACUUUAUUCUCUGUCUCGUUUUCCAGAUCCAUUUGUCAGAUGUCAACUUCUGCACCGACGUCCAGCUCUCAACCCGCUCGCUCGCUGAAUCGCCAGAUUGUGCUCGAAGAAGAUGAAUACACCGAGGCGCUCUCCCACAUCAUUGCUCGCGACUUCUUCCCGUCACUCGUCCACUUGGAUGCGGCGAACGAUUAUCUCAAUGCCUUGCGUUCAAAGGAUCCGGAAGUUAUCCAAGCCACAGUGCGCCGCAUGGAGGAGCUGGCGACGCCUAUAACCGACCGCAAUCGGUCAUGGGAGACUCCUUCGCGGACACCUUAUGCUGCUGGACCGUCAGAGACGCCUCUGCGCACGCCGCGUGCAGAACCUCCGCUGAAGAAAGCGCGAUAUGAUACCAACAUGAGCCUGGACAACUUCCAGGCGAGAUAUACCUCUGAAGACAAUUCAAGCUUCACGCAGAUCCUCGAGGACGAGAAUGGGAAGCGGAAAGAGAUGUGGUCGUGGGCGUGGGAAGCGCAGAAGAGGGUAGAGGAGCAGCAAGGGAAGAUGCUGGAGUUAAGAGAGAGGCUGCUCAUUGAGGCGCCAUCCGGAGCCGGUGUGAGGGAGAAGUUCAGGAUUGAGGCACCUACUCCGGCGGGAUUGAUCACGGACAGCUCCGCUUCGCAAGGGCAACCAGGACCUAGAGAAGAGGAUACAGGUACGGAACAUGGUGACAAGGGCAAGGAAGUGGCUGUCAAGAACGAGACGGCCGACGACAUAAUAGAAGAUGUAGAUGUGAUGGCACCCUUGAAGGAUACUCGGGCAGCAGGCGUAGAUGGGUGGAAGUUCAAGGCGCGAAAUGCUUUAAUGUUCCCUCCCGACGCAGAUCAAUCACCGUACCACCCUACCGCGGUGGAGACGAAAGGUGAACCACAGACAAUCAAGCAUGGCAACACACGACUGCUUGAACAAGAUGAAACCACGUCUGGGUCAUUGUCUGAACCGCCUAGUCCAACACGAAGUCGCAUCGAUGCAGCCAUUGCUGGGACACCAUAUCGUCCAAGGUCACCGACUAUCAACAGUUUCUCUCUUGUCCCGUCAAUACCUUCGCCUACCCCUUCCGAGCUAGGACCCGAGGCAAUGAAGCAGCUCAUGACGUGGGGAACAAUUACCGGGACGCCUCGUAUUCUCUCACAAUCUGACGACCUUGCUGAGGCAUCGUCUUCCGAUAUGCCACCCCCGAGCACACCUUUUCACAUUGUACCGCCCUCCGCCCGCGAACGAAUAUCGCACAAGCUAUCCACGAAUGCCGCGAAGAGUCUGCGAGCAAAAGCGGAGCUGUUGAGAGUUCCAGGAGUCUCAAGGACACCAAGCAGUUCCAGGAAACCAAGCAGUUCCAGGAAGACUUCAAUGCCUCCGCCGUCGUGGACGCCUCGGAGAGCAGAAGCAGCCGGUGGGCUGACACCUGCUGCGAAGAGGUUACUCGACAGGACUACAAUGAGUACGGCCGCUGCGAGAAGAGCAGAGGCUAUGGGACGGGUAGCUGGAUGGGAGGGCAGCGGCUCAACCAAGUCGAGAGGACAGGACCUCAACAGAAUACGAUGGACUCCGACUCCUAGUCCAGUGGCAAGGAGGGGCUAGCUCGUCUUGUUGACCUUGUCAUGUUUGUACUAUAGUGCGGAAAAGCCUAAAUUCAAAUAAGAAAAGUUGCAAUCCAAUGGU